Oncorhynchus kisutch (coho salmon) is the source of this 5416-nucleotide messenger RNA. It is a transcript of the gene clip1b, whose product is annotated as CAP-GLY domain containing linker protein 1b. The coding region runs from base 254 to 2932 and encodes 892 amino acids. The record is from RefSeq and is a predicted model, not a curated record. Gene Ontology annotation, cellular component: cell cortex; nucleus; microtubule plus-end. Gene Ontology annotation, molecular function: microtubule plus-end binding. Lineage: Eukaryota; Metazoa; Chordata; Actinopteri; Salmoniformes; Salmonidae. The transcript has 20 exons. Gene Ontology annotation, biological process: cytoplasmic microtubule organization; positive regulation of microtubule polymerization.
AAUGCUAGGCCGUUCUUAUUAUACAUCAGUGUGCUGGGCAGGGUUUGUGAAUUAACGGGCGUACUGUUGCAGUUAUUUUAAUCGCUUCGAUCAAAACAGUGAUUUAUCGACUACACUUCAGGCCUCGGCCUCAAGGUGGGGCAGAACAAAGUAGGUGGUGGGGCAGGAAGGCCUGGCCCCCCCAUCCUGACAAGAGGCCAGCCCCAGCUUCUGCUCCAGUAGCCCAUAGCCUCUUGAGGAGCAAGCAGGGACCAUGAGCACAGGCAAACCCAGUGGAAUCAAGCCUCCCAGCAAGAUAAGCAGGCCAACUGGAUUACCGACACGCACCUCCCCUUCCUCUACUGCUCCAAAGCCUGUUCCUCCUGAGAAGUCUCCCACCCAGGAUGGAGAAAUGGACUACCAGGUGGGGGAGAAGGUGUGGGUCAACGGCAACAAGCCAGGAUAUGUCCACUUCCUGGGGGGAACGCAGUUUGCCCCAGGCCAGUGGGCUGGCAUCGUCCUGGAUGAGGCCAUCGGAAAGAAUGACGGGUCGGUGGCAGGGGUCCAGUACUUCCAGUGCGAGGAUGGCAGAGGAAUAUUCACACGACCCUCCAAGCUGACCAAGACGGCUAUGCCAGAGAUGGAGGCCAACUGUGGGCAGUCUAACCCUGGCGAGACAGGGGCAAACUCCCCUACCACUGCUGCUGCUGGGGCUGCUAAUACCACUGGUAACAGCACCAAGACACCGCUGAGCAGAACCAUGACGGGCAGUGGGUCAGUGUCCAACCUCUCUGAGACAGACUCAGCCAAGAAGACCAGAAGAGAAUUGAGACUGGGAGACCGCGUGCUGGUGGGGGGUAAUAAGUCGGGGGCGGUGAGGUUCAUGGGGGAGACAGAGUUUGCCAAGGGGGAGUGGUGUGGAGUGGAGCUGGACGAACCACUUGGGAAGAAUGAUGGAGCCGUGGCUGGAUCCAGGUAUUUCCAGUGUCUGCCGCGGUACGGCCUGUUUGCGCCGGUCCACAAGGUGAGUCGUAUCGGCUUCCCCAGCACCCUGGCUAAAGCCAAGGACUCCUCACGGAGACGCUCCACCAUGAAGAGGAGUCCCAGCGCCUCCUCCUUGAGCUCCCUGAGCUCUGUCACCUCCUCUGUCAGUGGGAAACCCAGCCGCACUGGCCUGCUGACCGAGACCUCGUCGCGGUAUGCUCGUAAGAUCUCUGGCACUACAGCGCUACAGGAAGCCCUGAAGGAGAAGCAGCAGCACAUCGAGCAGCUAUUGGCCGAGAGGGACAUGGAACGCGGGGAGGUCGCCAAGGCAACCAGCCAUGCUGGGGAGGUGCAGCAGGAACUGUCACUGCUCACGAAGGUACAGGGGCAGUAUGCUAUGGAGAUGGAGGCUAAGCUAGAUCAACUGCGUGAACUGGUGGAAACAGCAGACAGAGACAAGGUGGAGCUGCUGAACCAACUGGAGGAAGAGAAGAGGAAAGUGGAAGACCUGCAGUUCACUGUGGAGGAAGCUUGCAUCACUAAAGGUGACCUAGAGACGCAGACCAAACUGGAGCAUGCCCACAUUAAGGAGCUUGAGCAGAGCCUUCUGUUUGAAAAGACCAAAGCUGACAAACUGCAGAGGGACUUAGAGGACACUAGGGUGGCCACAGUGUCUGAGCGGUCUAGGAUCAUGGAGCUGGAGAGAGAGGUAGUGGUGCUGCAGUUGAGACUACAGUCCUCCCAGCAGACAGAGGGCGCUGUGUCGCUGUCACCAGAGGAGCUCAGCGACCUCAAGGCCAGGUCCCAGUCCCAGGAGAAGAAGAUCUGCGAAAUUAGUGUGGAGCUGGACAACAGGCAGGAACAGCUUCGCUCUGUGGAGGAGGACAAAAUCUCCCUGGAACAGCAGCUAACCAGCCUGAGACAGAAACUGGACGCUGCAGAGAAAGACAACAAGACGAUGGCACAAACCAUGCAUGAGCUGGAGAAGAGAGUGGAGCAGGCGGGAAAAGAGAGGGAGGCACAGAGAGAAGAGAACCAACGCAAAGAGAAAGAGCUUCAGGAUAGACUGACGCAGGCUGCUGAGUCGUCAGAGAGGACCACCCACUCCGUGGAGCAGCUGACCAAUGAGAAGACAUCGCUGGAGGCUCAGCUCGAGGCGCUGAAACAGCAGAAUUCCAAAUUCCAGGAAGAACUCAGUCUCUCGCAGGAGCGGAGCAGCACGCAAAACCAGCGCAUCGGAAAUCUGUGCAAGGAAAUUGAGGAACUGAAGCUGAACAGUCAUAAGUCUCAGUACCAGCAAGACAUGAAAGACAGGGAAACUCUAUCCAACCAGGAGACAGGGGAGGAGAGAAACUUCCAGAAGACAGAUAAGGACAAGGAGCUGGAGACUCUGAGGAAUGAGAUUGUGGUGCUGCGAGGUGAGAACGUCAUGGCCAAGACGCUGCAGUCUGCCGUUGAGGCGCUGGAGAGAGACAAGGCCCAACUACAGGGAUGUGUCACCAGCCUGGAGCAGAGGCUCAUGGGACAGCAGGCCUCCGAGGGAGGGGACAGUGGAAUGCCUUCCUCAGGUGAUGCAGUUCUGGACCAGCUGAGAGAAGAGAAGGAGUUUGCAGAGGGACAGAUUAACUUCCUGAACAGUGUGAUUGUGGACCUGCAGAGGAAGAACGAGGAGUUGAAGGUGAAGCUGAAGAAGAUGGUUCUGGCUGAGUUCAAUGGCAAUGACGGCACUGACGGUUUGGAAGAGUGUGGAUCUAAGAAGGACAAGAAGGCUCCUCCUCGUCUGUUCUGUGAUAUCUGUGACUGUUUCGACCUCCAUGACACCGAAGACUGUCCGACCCAGGCCCAGAGCCCUGACUCAGUGCCCCACUCUUCCUUCAAGGGCAAGCCAGCCGACCAGCGGCCGUACUGCGACAUCUGUGAGGCCUUUGGUCACUCCACAGAGUCCUGCCAAGAUGAUCAGACCUUCUAGACUCGCUCUCAUCCACAGUAUCCCACCCCUGCCCUGCACAGACCGCCAAACACCGACCAGACUCCCUCUGGGUUUUUAUAUUGUAUUUAUGUAUGUCACUCACUGUCAUAGACCCCUUAGGUAACUCAAAAUCCCCCGCUACCUAAGACUCUCCUAUUACUUAUACUACUUCCUCUCACAAACGUUUCUCUCCUCCCUCACCAACUCUCCUUUCCUCACUCUCCUCUCAAACUCUCCUCCCUCACCAACUCUCCUUUCCUCGCUCUCCUCUAACUCUCCUCCCUCACCAACUCUCCUUUCCUCGCUCUCCUCUCAAACUCUCCUCCCUCACCAACUCUCCUUUCCUCGCUCUCCUCUCAAACUCUCCUCCCUCACCAACUCUCCUUUCCUCGCUCUCCUCUCAAACUCUCCUCCCUCACCAACUCUCCUUUCCUCGCUCUCCUCUCAAACUCUCCUCCCUCACCAACUCUCCUUUCCUCGCUCUCCUCUCAAACUCUCCUCCCUCACCAACUCUCCUUUCCUCGCUCUCCUCUCAAACUCUCCUCCCUCACCAACUCUCCUUUCCUCGCUCUCCUCUCAAACUCUCCUCCCUCACCAACUCUCCUCCCUCACCAACUCUCCUUUCCUCGCUCUCCUCUCAAACUCUCCUCCCUCACCAACUUUCCUCCCUCACCAACUCUCCUCUCCUCUCUAACUCUCCUCCCUCACCAACUCUCCUUUGCUCAUUCUCCUCCCUAUAACUCUCCUCUAACUCUCCCCCCUCCCUCUCUCUAACUCUCCCCCACUCCCUCUCUCUAACUCUCACCCCUCCCUCUCUCCCCUCCCUCUCUAACUCUCCCCCUCCCUCUCUCCCCUCCCUCUCUCUAACUCUCCCCCCUCCCUCUCUCUCUCUCCUCCUCUCCCUAACUCUCCCCCUCCCUCUCUCUCCCCCUCCCUCUCCUCUAACUCUCCCCAACUCUCCCCCUUCCUCUCUCUAACUCUCCCCCCUCCCUCUCUCUAACUCUCCUCCCUCUCUAACUCUCCCCCCUCCCUCUCUCUAACUCCCUCUCCGACAUGUAAUAUCCAUGUUAGGAACUAAAGGAAUUAGUCUUCUGUUAUUAGUUCAUAAAGGAAUCAUCUCCUGUUAUUAGUUCAUGAAGGAAUAAUCUCCUGUUAAUAGUUCAUAAAGGAAUAAUCUCCUGUUAUUAGUUCAUUCUUUUAUUUUUUUUUGCAUACAGCAUGGGUUGGAUUUUGACUUCAGUUCUCACAGGAAAUAAACGUCCUAUAUGUAACCGGGCAAGAGGGAAGGCAUUUGACGAUGCAGACGUACGUGAAGGUGAAGGGCCUGGAUGCACCAGAGUGGUUCACUGCUAAUAGCACAAUUAAUGAUGAAUGUUUCUCCAACACAUUCCUGUCUUUCACAUGUCACGUUCCCAAGUCAGUGUGCUGUGUCCAGACCCUGACCUGUGUAUUUAUUUAUUUAACCCUUAUUUUACCAGGUGAGUUGACUGAAAACACGUUCUCAUUUACAGUAACAACCUGGGGAAUAUAGUUACAGGGGGGAGGGGGGGUGACCCUAUGGAUGUCCCCUCCACAAAGGGAACAGGGUAAUACCACAGGACACACAGUCUACCUGUACUACCAGGUUGUGUUCAGCAGGCACAAAAUGAUAGAGGACAUUUUGGAACUAAGGAGGUAUUUUGGGAAAUUCUCCACAAAAAAACGCACAUGUUGUUUUAAUGCCUACUGAACAUCAACCUGGUGCUUGUGGCGGGCGCUCAUCCGAACUAAGGCAACCGAACGCCAGCCACUUAACUUGUUGUUGCACUACUCACUUUAAAACUCCCUCUUAGAAUCCAGGACCCACUUAGAAACUGCCAUGUUAAAUGAAAAAACAAACUUGUUGAUUUGAUAAGAAAUGUCGAGACAGAAAACAACUUAGUUACUGUCACCUUUUUAUGUGCUGCCUGUGUAUUUUAUGUAUUGUCUUUUUAAAAACGACCUGUCCUGUAAUAGAUAUACGUGUACUAGAGCUAUGUACUGAAGCACACAGUUUGGAUCAUAUUGAAUCGCCCGGUGUAACAAAGCUACGUAUGAUAGAUCUAUGUGACUAACCAAUGACACCGGCCUUUGUAAAUAACCAUCAGAAGUUUUCUGAAAAACUAAAUGUGCACAAUGUGCCAUGGAAACAAAAAGGAUAUUUUACGUGUAUUUUAUUUUUCUGCUCUGCACGUUGGACCGACUCCAGGGAACAAACGUAACGCAGUUGUAAUGAUGUUAUUAACUCUAUAAGCACAUUGUGGACUGUUUACUAAGUGACGUGACUGUUUAGUGCACUGUUUUCUGUUUCAAAUAGCGUUAAGGCAUCGUCUAUAAAGGCUUUAUAAAGGGUUUGUUCAAUCGGUAGACUGUUAUAAACCCUUUACAGAUGAGGACCCUACUGUAAAGCGGUACUGGUUUUCUAUGUUGUGUACCAAAAAAAAUACAAUAAAAACAAAUACUCUA